ACCAAUGUGCAUGAACAAAGUUUACACGGAGCCAUUUUGCUUCCGUGCCAUUUGCUUGCUUCUAGCCCUAUGCUUCUAGCUAACAUUAGCUGUUUAGUUCUUCUGUCGCCUUCUGUGUGUUGGAUGAGGUGUGGAGGAAAGAGGAGAUGUGGUCCUUUUUUGCCAGGGAUCCAGUCAAAGACUUUGCUUAUGAAAUUCUGCCAGACAGCCAAGAAACGUCUGGAAUAUGGACUCUACAUCGGGGGAAGCGAAAGACCAAUGGAGAACCAGUGUCUGUGUUUCUGUACGAGCUAGCACAGGGAACAGAGCAGCAAACUCAGCUAGCCAAGGCCGCCUUCAAGCGUAUGAAGACCCUGCGUCACCCUAACAUCCUGGCGUAUGUGGAUGGAUUGGAGACAGAGACCGAGAAGAGCCUGUACCUGGUUACUGAGCAGGUGACACCCCUGGCAGUCCACCUGAAGGCCCAGGCAGAGAAAGGUGGAUCUGGCGAACUGGAGGUCUCCUGGGGUCUGCACCAGAUAGUUAAAGCUCUGAGUUUCCUGAUAAACGACUGCCACCUGCUUCAUAACAACUUGGGGGUAUCAGCUGUUUUUGUGGAUCGAGCUGGGGAGUGGAAGCUGGGGGCCCUCGACCAUGUGGCCCCUGAACAGGGUGACCCAAGUGGGGUUUCACUCCCUACCCCCAAGUCUGUUUACCCAGACAUGGAGAGAUAUGACCCACCAGAGAUGUCCAAUAGCAGUGGGGAGAAAUGGGCAGGGGAAGUGUGGCGGCUAGGCUGCCUCAUCUGGGAGGUGUUCAACGGGCCACUACCUCGCACAUCCUCCCUUCGCUCACUGGGAAAGAUCCCCAAGGCCCUGGUUCCUCAUUACUGUGAGCUGGUGGGGGCCAACCCCCGAGCUCGGCCCAACCCAGCCAGCUUUCUCCAGACCUGUAGAGCCCCCGGGGGAUUCCUCAGCAACAGCUUUGUUGAGAGCAACCUUUUCCUGGAAGAAAUACAGAUCAAGGAGCCGGCUGAGAAGCAGCAGUUCUUCCAGGAUCUGAGUGACAAUCUGGACUCCUUCCCAGAAGACUUCUGUAAACACAAGGUCCUGCCUCAGCUGCUCACCGCCUUCGAGUUUGGCAAUGCAGGUGCCGUAGUCCUCACACCGCUUUUUAAGGUGGGGAAGUUCCUGUCAGCAGAAGAGUACCAACAGAAGAUCAUCCCUGUUAUAGUGAAAAUGUUCUCCUCCACAGACAGAGCCAUGAGGAUACGACUGCUGCAGCAGAUGGAGCAGUUCAUUCAGUAUCUGAAUGAGGCAGCAGUCAAUUCCCAGAUUUUCCCUCACGUUGUUCACGGUUUCACAGACACCAACCCUGCCAUCAGAGAACAGACUGUUAAGUCUAUGUUGCUGAUGGCUCCCAAGCUAAAUGAGACCAACCUGAACCAGGAGCUGAUGCGUCACUUUGCCCGGCUACAGGCCAGAGACGAACAAGGGCCAAUCAGGUGCAACACCACCGUCUGCCUGGGCAAGAUUGCCUCCUACCUCAAUGCAGGGACUCGACAACGUGUUCUGAUUUCUGCCUUCUCACGAGCAACUAAAGACCCCUUUCCAGCUUCACGCUCUGCCGGUGUACUUGGCUUUGCCGCCACACACAACUUCUACAGCUUAACAGAGAUUGCUGCCCGCAUCCUGCCCACCCUCUGUGCCGUUACUGUUGACCCCGAUAAGAGCGUCAGGGACCAGGCAUUUAAAGCCAUCAAGAGUUUCCUUUCCAAGCUGGAGACCGUGUCAGAAGACCCCACCAAGCUGGCUGAGAUGGAAAAGGAUGUAGCGUCGUGCGCUCAGCCUGCAGGUGCCUCUUCCAGCUGGGCCGGCUGGGCCGUGACUGGCAUGUCCACCAUAACUUCUAAGCUGAUCCGAAACGCCCCGGGGACAGAGGGGGGUGCAGCAGCCGAGGGCAGCGAGGCCACCAACACCACCAGCGCUACCAGUGCCACUGACGGAGCACCUCCAACUGGUUCUGAAGCUAAAACUAAACAAGCCUCUGUGACUCGUCAUGCUGCCACUAGUGGUGCCAACCAAUCACAAACUUAUGAAGUAAAAAGUAACAAUGAUGAGCCAAUGGGAGACCGCUGGCAUGAGGAGGAGGACUGGGGAAGUUUGGAGGAGCCAGAGAAAGCUCACACUGAGGCAGAUGACUGGAACACUGACUGGUCAGGAAUGGCAUCAUCCAAAAAGAAGGCCAGUGACAAAGGAGUGGGCCGGUUGUCAUCCUCCAUGGCAGUGAAGAAGCAGAGCGCUGACUGGAGCAGCUCAGGCUGGGACGCCGACGACAGCUGGUCCAACGAGAAGGAGGGGCAGGGUCAGAGCUCGGCGGGCGAGGAAGGCUGGGGCAAUGACUGGGGGGAGGACACAGACACAACCUUGGCCAAUGCAACGCUCCCCCUGCCCGAAGGGGUACGGUUAGCCAGCGAGUACAACUGGGACAGCAGCAGUUCAGCCACCAAGGGGGCUAGUCAGAACGAUCUGUUUGCUAGCGUGUCCCAGAGAAACCCAGCCAGCACUGCUGCCACCACGACUGGAGAUGGAUGGACUGCAGAGGCAACAGGAGACUGGGGAGCUGAGGAGAGCUGGGAGUCAGUGGAUGGGAACCAGGGUCUCAGCAAGGCCGAGCUUUCCAAGAAAAAACGAGAAGAGAGGAGGAAAGAGCUGGAGGCAAAACGGGCGGAGCGCAAAGCUGCUAAAGGUCCUCUCAAACUGGGUGCACGCAAGCUGGACUAAUGGGGAUCCAAAGAAAGAGUGAGGGUGGGGAUGUAGAGGGAGGAAUCAUGGACCACAGUGACUGACUCAGAGCAGCAGGGGGUAGCUUGACAUUCUACAAACAAAGGACCAGAAAGAAGUUUUAGAAGUGAACCAAAUACUGUGAACAGUAUGAACAAAACGUUACAGACUCUUAACUUUGGGGUUCUGUCUUUUUUCGUUCGGGAACUUACAGCUGGGUGAAGAGGCAACAAUCUAGUGCUUUAUGAAUGCAUUAUUAUGAAUGACAGAGCUGAAACAGACGGGGACAGAAAAGUGGAAGAGCAGCAGCCCAAGCGUUUUUUUCCCAACUCAUUAAGUUGCAGUUGUAAAGUAAAUGUAUAUAAACAGUGCAUUUUGUCUUAAAAU
Messenger RNA from Etheostoma spectabile (orangethroat darter), 3149 nucleotides. It is a transcript of the gene scyl1, whose product is annotated as SCY1-like, kinase-like 1. Gene Ontology annotation, biological process: protein phosphorylation. The coding region runs from base 147 to 2762 and encodes 871 amino acids. NCBI's taxonomy places the organism in Eukaryota, Metazoa, Chordata, Actinopteri, Perciformes, Percidae. Gene Ontology annotation, molecular function: protein kinase activity; ATP binding. The transcript is spliced from 19 exons. The record is from RefSeq and is a predicted model, not a curated record.